Messenger RNA from Camelina sativa (false flax), 1354 nucleotides. The record is from RefSeq and is a predicted model, not a curated record. Lineage: Eukaryota; Viridiplantae; Streptophyta; Magnoliopsida; Brassicales; Brassicaceae.
ACAUUCCAUUUUUCAUUCUAAUUUUGUUUCUCUACACUGACACACUAACCAACACCCACAGUAGAGAAUUUACCCAAAAAUUUAAUAUCUAUUUUGAAUCUCACUUCCUCUCUCACUCACUUUGGUUGGUAUUUCCUUCCUCUGUUUUUUUUCUUCUUUUGUUGCAGUCUUUGGAUCAAAAAGUGAAUGUGAGAAGAAGCCUACAAGUUCAAGGAUCUGUAGUGGAUCAUCAAAGCUUUGCCUUUGAGGAAGAACAAUUGUCAACUCCGAGCUUGCUGCAAGAUACAACAAUUCCAUUUCUACAAAUGCUGCAACAAAGUGAAGAACCUUCUUCGUUUCUGUCCAUCAAAGAACCAAACUUUCUAGCACUACUAUCUCUCCAGACACUCGAAAAGCCUAAUUGGGAAGUCGAAAACUACCUCCCACAUGAAGUUCCAGAGUUUCACUCACCGAUCCAUUCUGAAACUAACAACCACUACUAUCAGAAUUCAUAUUUGGAAGGAGUCAGUGAAGCCAUCUCAGGCCAAGAACUUCUGUUCAACCCACUUCAAAAUACGAAUCCAAGACGCAAACGGAAGAACAACAACAUGGUAACAUCGAUGACCAGAGAAAAGAGAAAGAGAAGGAGAACAAAACCAACAAAAAACAUAGAAGAGAUGGAGAGUCAAAGGAUGACACACAUUGCAGUUGAACGAAACCGCAGACGCCAAAUGAACGUUCAUCUAAACUCACUCCGUUCCCUCAUUCCAUCUUCAUACAUCCAAAGGGGAGACCAAGCGUCAAUAGUAGGAGGAGCAAUAGACUUUGUGAAGAUCCUCGAGCAACACUUGCAAGCCCUUGAAGCCCAAAAGACAACUCAACAGAGUACUGAUAGCAAAGAUGAGAUUCCAGAAGAAGAUAACUACAGCAACAGUCUCAGGGACAUAUCGUCGAACACGUUGCGUGCGAGUAAAGAAGAAGAAGAAGAAGAAACAAGGGGACUCACAAAAAUCGACGCCACAGUGAUAGAGAGUCACGUAAAUCUCAAAAUCCAGUGCACUAGGAAACAAGGACAGCUUCUAAGAUCAAUCAUUUUGCUAGAGAAACUCGGAUUCACUGUUCUUCACCUCAACAUCACAUCUCCAACGAAUACAUCUGUCUCUUAUUCCUUCAACCUCAAGAUGGACGAUGACUGCAAUUUGGGAUCGGCCGAUGAGAUAAAGGCGGCGAUUCGUCAGAUAUUCGACUGAUUGAUUUUAAUUAACACUGAAACGUCCAAAAAGUAACGUUUUUUUUAGCGCAACUUCGUUUUCAAAAGAGUGGAAGAAAAUUAAAUUCGAAAAUUUGGUCGUAUGUAAUUGGAAUCUUCUCGGCA